Messenger RNA from Synchytrium microbalum, 6204 nucleotides. RefSeq lists its product as uncharacterized. The transcript is spliced from 21 exons. Gene Ontology annotation, molecular function: ATP binding; phosphatase activity; ATP hydrolysis activity. Gene Ontology annotation, biological process: transmembrane transport; dephosphorylation. The record is from RefSeq and is a predicted model, not a curated record. Bases 1 to 6204 code for a protein of 2067 amino acids. NCBI's taxonomy places the organism in Eukaryota, Fungi, Chytridiomycota, Chytridiomycetes, Synchytriales, Synchytriaceae. Gene Ontology annotation, cellular component: membrane.
AUGUCGGCAUACGGGCACUCGCCGAAGCAACAGCCAAGAUCUCCUCGGCCACCUGUAGCUCAGUCAGUCAACGUCGUUUCGAAUUUACCAGUAGAGAAACGUAGAGCAACAUUAGUGAGCCACGAUGAUUUCUUCAUCAACGAACCAAGGAGACUACCGGCUGCACCGCUGCCUCUAGUGAAUGCCCAAGGACGACCCAAAGUCUCUAGAAUUCUUGGCCCUCCAGCACCUCCGAUGCCUCGAGACUCUAGAUUUUAUGAUUUGCUGCAGAAUUUAGAUGUAACGAGAAUCACAAAUCGAGUAUUGGCGUGUGGAUUGCCGUGGAAGAAUAGAUCCGAGAAGAAGAGUAGAAGGAAUAAUGUUGAAGAGCUGGGUGUGUUUCUUACAGCUAGAUAUGGGAAAAAGUAUAUGGUCUGGAACUUGGCCGGUGACACGUCUCCUGGUUAUGAUCCCGCACCACUCGAUAAUCAAGUCGUAUCGUUUAGCAUGACGAAAGCAUAUCAAAUGAGCCUAAAGACCAUAUUCGAUAUCGUGAGGUCUAUAUCCUCAUGGCUGGCCAUGGACGGCGGGAACGUAGCGAUAGUGCACUGUACGAAUGGAUACUCGAGGACGUCCGUAGUUGUAGCCUGUUAUCUUCGAUACGCAGACUUGUUUGAAGAUACAGCCGAAGCCUUUCAAUACUUUGUAUCUAGACGAACACCAAACGAUGAAUCAUGGAUUACAACGUCACAGCGCCGAUAUGUACAAUACUUUGAGAACAUAUUACUAUUGGAGGGUGUACCGCCCAACCCAUCGCCAUUAAGAUUACAUCGAGUCAUGUUGAAUAGCAUACCGAACUUUGAUGGAAUGGGUGGCUGCCAGCCUGGCUGUGAAAUCUAUCAGGAGGGCAAACUGAUCUACUCUACAGCUAUGCCUGGAGCUCAGCACGACGGAGACGAAUUACCACCUGUAUAUAGUGAUGGCUACCACAUAAUAUUCCAUAUAACUCGGAAACUGCCGCUUGUACUCGAAAAAGACAUUGCUGUACGAAUCUUUCAUUGGAGUGAUCCAAUCCGCAACCCGUCUCAGCUGACGACUAUGGCUGGAUUUAGUUUCCAUACUGGAUUUAUGCCGAAUGGACUUAUAAGAGUAGCCAUGCAAGAUUUAGAGUUGGCGAAACGAGAUAUAGAUGAGGGGAGAUUCUCGACUGAUUUCUCAAUGGAUUUGAUAUUUAGUGAUUUGAGUGAUGGGGAUAUUUCAAGCAGUGAGGCUAGACCUGUUACGUAUGUAGACCACUUGGAUCGAAGAUUGUCGAAAUGUCUAGUCAGACUCGUUAAGUAUCAUCAUGUAAAAGUUGAUGAAGGGUUACUCAAGUCAUUAGAAAAGCUGGGGAGUACCAGAAUAGUGGCUUCUUUGGCAUUACAACGGACAAACAACAAUAUUCAUGACGCUCAUGAAUACAUAUCGUCAGUUUUAAACAAGUCUAGUGCUACUGCAACCAUCACCAAGGAAUUAGCACAAAUGGGUCGUGAGGUGUCGUAUAGAAUGAGGCUAUCUGAUUCACCCGAACCAAAAGCUUCAAGGACAAUACAGGAUCGUCCAAAUCGAGGCAAUUAUCAUCCUGCGCCAUUAAGAGCAACCACUGAUCGACCUGACUCCCUAUAUACGAUCGAUGGUGCUGAAUCAGACUAUGGUUAUAACAACAAUAGCAGUAGUAGCAGGGACAAUUAUGAUCAAGCCCUGCACAUGAAGUAUAAUAGUAUCAUGUCAGAGACGGCUCCGUCUAGGCCACAAAAAGAUGCUCGAAGAAGAGGAGAUGAUGAUCGAUCUAGUGUGUUCUCAUCUAGUUCUGCCGGGUCUACAACGAAUGUUAAGACUCGGAAACUCCGGGAAUUAUUAGCAAGAGCUAAAUGGGAUGAUUAUUUAGCUCCAGAAACCAAAUCAGCUUUUGAAGGUUUGGACGAAUCACAGCAAGCUGAAGUGCUUGAAUCCGCCGUGAGAAGAGCACGAGAAUCCUUACUGCUAAUGAAUGAGGAGGAUGCCAAUUAUGGAUCGUCAAGUUAUAAUAAUACCAGCAGUAAAACUAGAGGUCGAGCGGAUUCCGAGACAGUCGAUGAUAUGAUUGCCGCAUUAUUAGCAUCAGCACGUGGAGAACGUACCCUCAAUCAGGAUUUAAUAGAGGCUGCAUCAGCAGCAGCCAAACAAGCUGAAUUGUAUGGUGGCUCAUCUAGUGAUGUAUUUGCGGAAUUAAAGGCCAAAACGGCUAGACGAACGAAUAGCUCUGAUGUGCUCGACCAAGAUGAGAUUGAUCCUACAGCAUCAUUAUCUAGGAAUAAGCGGAAGAGCUUUAAUAAUGGCGUGCAGGAUAUGUUGCCCAUAACAUCACCACAAUCGCCAUCUAGUCGUGAUGCCAGUAUACCGCCACCACCACCUCCUCCUCCAGGAAUGGAUGGUUUUGGCGGGCCACCACCUCCUCCGCCACCUCCUCCUGGAAUGUUUGGAGGUCCUCCCCCGCCACCGCCACCUCCAGGAAUGCCGGGAAGUGCACCUUCGUUACCACCUGCAGAUGCUAAACGAGUGCGAGCUAAAUUGCAUUGGAACGAAAUUCGUGAUAAUUCCGUCCUCGCAGGUUCUGUGUGGGCUGAUUUAGGUGAUCAGGGCGAUGAUUUGUCGUUGGAUGUGAAGAAGUUUGAAGAGCUUUUCGUAGUUACCAAUGAUAAGAGCAAGGCCAAGAUUGAAGUAAAGCCAAAAGAGACCAACAAGUCACCCGUGUCGUCUGUAUUGGAUAUGAGACGAGCCAAUAAUAUUGCUAUUGGAAUGUCAAGAUUCACUAGACGCGGACUGAAUGCUGAAUUAAUUGUAAAAGCAUUACGAGAUCUGGACGAGUCAUUACUAGAUGGUGACGAUUUGAUUGCACUCGAUCAACUCAUGCCAACACCACAGGAACGGUCAAUGUUGGAAUUAUAUAUCUCGUCUGGUAAAAGUGAUCAAGAACCACUAUCACCACCCGAUCAAUUCUUAGCUGAUAUGAUGAAGGAUAAGGAUGUCACCAUGUAUAAAGCUGCCUUCAUGUUCAAGGCAUCAUUGGAUACAGAUGCCACCGAUAUACAGGCUAAAAUGUCCAAGAUGACAGAAGUCGCUGAACAUUUGAGACAAUCAGAGAAUCUGAAGACUGUAUUAGCUUCUGUCUUGAAGCUUGGUAAUUUAUCCAACUAUGAUUAUGGGGCAUCGAAUGAACGCCAUGCUCCUGCACGAGCCCAGGGGUUUAAGAUUGAAGCACUAGCCAAACUGAAGGAUGUAAAAUCAGCUGAUCGAAAAUCUAGUAUGUUGACAUUUCUAGUAGAGAAUCUGCGAUUAAGUCGCCCCGACGUAUUAGAUAUAGCAAAUGAAUUUGCCGAUCUAAAAGUAGUACGAUUUUACGAUACUCGGGAAAUCGCUGGUCAACUCGGUCAACUCGAAAGUCAAUUGAAUGGAAUUACGAAUUAUAGAUGGGCAUCUCGUGAAUAUAGUGACAAGAUUGCCCCCUCUGUUGAAGAAUGGAAGAAACGAAUCUUAUUCAUACGCGAUCAACUAAACACCUUUAAGGUCGCAUGGACGGAUGCAGUCAAAUACUUUGGUGAUAAUCCAGCCGACUAUCAGCCACUAUAUGAUAAACCACGUGGUGGAGAUUCGUUUUCGAAUAGUGGGAAGGAGCCCAGUCAUUUAUUCUCAACGUUGGAUUUGUUUUUUCAGAGCUUUGCUGAAGCUGUUGCUCUUGAUAAAAAGAGGAGGGACGAUGCCGAACGGGCUAUAAAGAGAGAAGCUGCGAAGUUGGAGAGGGAGGCUACGUUAGGAAGAAAUCGUGGGAAAAGUGCUGGAGAAAAGACUUUGCCAAUGCAUGGUUCUAGUAAAUCUGUUGAUUUGGUUGGUGGUGGUGGUCAAUCAUCGUCUUCUUUAAAUCAGCCUGCUGAGUCUAGUGGUCCAACUGGCAGUAAUAAUGGUAACAAUAACGUUAGCCGACUACAGCCGCCACUGCCAGAGCCUGAAGAAGUAGUGGAACCUCGUCAAGAUGAUGAAGAUGAGAUAUUUAAGAGAAUUGAAGGUUUGGGAUCAGAUCCAUAUCAGAAGCUGGAGGUGCCUGGAUUGUGUCCUAACUGCUGUGAAUAUGCCAUUGGAGGAUUGUUUUGCUUCACUCAAGACCACUCUAGAUCACGACAUUCCCCCUAUAACAGCCUCUUCAAACUCGGUUUCGCGGUAAUCCUACCAUCUGCCACACUCGCAUUCGCAUACCAGUCAUAUACCAGCAUAUACGCUGAAACCAGUAGUCUGCAGCGUCAAAAACCAUUACUAGAACUCAAACCUAUUACAACAAACGAGCACCUUGAUGACGAUGAUUCGCUCCACGAUCUAGUAGAAGGAGGUGUCAAACCAGCACUAGACCCAUCGACAUCAUCAACGUUAAAAGAGAUUGCUAGAGCUGUAGCUCCAGAUUGGGCAUUAUUGUUAGCCAUUGUGUCUGUUACGGUUGCGAGUGCUGCAUGUAAUAUUUUGACGCCUGUUGCUAUUGGAGAGCUGGUUGCUGUUGUGCAGGGACUGAUUAAAGACGGUGGUGGUGGUGCGACGGAUUUGCAGGUUUUGAAUGUGCCUGCGUUCAAGUUGAUGGGGUUGUUUGCUGGACAAGGACUCUUGACAUUCAUCGACGUGGCACUAGUAUCACGUCUUGGUGAAAAUCUUGCAACGAGACUACGAUCAGACUUGUUCUCGGCGGUUAUGAAACAAGAAAUGGGAUUCUUUGAUAAUCACCUACAAGGCGAAGUCAUUGGCCGUCUAACACAAGACGUUUCUGAAUUCAAGCAUACAUUCAAACUAUGCAUAACUCAAGGCCUGAAAUGUAUAACUCAGCUCAUCGGAUCUGCCAUCCAACUGUGGAGACUCUCUGCGCCAUUGACAUGGACAAUGAUAAAGAUUAUGCCGAUUAUAUACGUCGGGAUGAAUUUCUAUGGAAUGUUUUUGAGAAAGAUAUCGAAGUCUGCGAGGGUUGGUGACUCGAUUGCUAGUGGAGUUGCUGGCGAAGCCAUUUCCAAUAUACGGGUCGUAAGGGCAUUUGCAGCUGAAGGACGAGAAGGAGAUCGGUAUUUGGAGGCUGCUGAAUCAUCUGCAUCGUUGAAUACGUAUUUGGGAUUUCAUAUUGGAUUGUUCCAAGGGUUGACCAACACGUCCAUUGGCUUCAUGAUCCUCUUUAUCCUGUAUGGAGGUGGUGCAAAAGUGGCUCAAGGUGAAAUGUCGGGUGGUCAAUUAAUGUCAUAUAUGGUGGCAACUCAGAGUGCUCAGCGAUCGGCCAUGCUCGUUGGAGCGCUGUUCGGCCAAGUUGUCAAAGCUCUCGGCUCUGCUGCCAGAGUAUUUGAAUAUAUGGAAAGACAGUCAAGUAUACCCAUACAAGGAGGUCUGAAACCUGAUAGCUUUAGUGGACAUAUUGAAUUUAGAAAUGUGUCGUUUGCAUAUCCGACACGUAAAAAUCAACUAGUUCUACAACGGCUCAAUCUAGAACUACCUAUUGGCAAAGUCGUCGCACUUUGUGGUGCCUCUGGUGCAGGAAAAUCUACCGUAGCUCAUUUAAUUGAACGAUUUUACGAUCCAGAUUCUGGAGAUAUACUUCUAGACAAUAUCAGUCUGCGCGAUCUGGAUCCAAGUUGGGUUCGUCAACAGAUUGGGUAUAUAUCUCAAGAACCGGUUCUGUUUGCCACCUCGAUAUUUGAAAACAUUCGGCAAGUACAUCUAUACGGGAAGCCGAACGCUACAAGAGACGAGGUUGAGAUAGCGGCUAAAAAGGCGAAUAUCCACUCCGUCAUUAUGACCUUUCCUGAUGGAUAUGAUACGCUGGUUGGAGAGAGAGGAGCAAGUCUGUCUGGUGGCCAGAAACAAAGAGUCGCAAUUGCCCGAGCGAUAUUAAAGGAUCCAAAAGUGCUUAUAUUAGAUGAAGCGACAAGUGCUCUAGACUCACAAUCCGAGAAAUUGGUCCAAGACGCUUUAGAGAAGAUCAUGAUUGGGCGUACCACUCUUGUCGUGGCUCACAGGCUUAGUACCAUAAAGAACAGUGAUUUGAUUGUAGUCUUGUCUGCUGCUGGUAGAGAUAAACGAGCGGAUGGGAAUGUUGUAGAAAAGGGCAACCAUGACGAACUCAUCAAGAAAAAGGGUGCAUACUAUGAUCUCUAUUCAAGGAUGGCUACCGCAGAUGAUGGAAGGUGA